This is a messenger RNA of Suillus discolor, 738 nucleotides long. RefSeq lists its product as uncharacterized. Bases 1 to 738 code for a protein of 245 amino acids. NCBI's taxonomy places the organism in Eukaryota, Fungi, Basidiomycota, Agaricomycetes, Boletales, Suillaceae. The transcript is spliced from 3 exons. The record is from RefSeq and is a predicted model, not a curated record.
AUGGGUUCCAGUGACCUUGGUGAGUUGCCCGGUCCGAUUCAAUUACUUGUAUGGACUGGCAGUUCAUAUGUACCACAGCUGGCCUUUUCAUCCGUAGCCCUUGUAGUGCCGAUCAUCAUGCUACGACGAUAUAGGCGUGGUGUCACUCCCAAGCUUCUACAAGAAGCUACUGCACCUCCUCGGCGAGGGCGAGGAUCAUCAACGCUGCCCGUUUCGUUGCAUUCACCUGCAAUACGAUCCCGCCCUGCCUCACAAACGGUACUAAAGGAGGUUCCUACUCAGUCUGCCGCCUCCGAAAACAUCUAUAACCCUGAACAAUUUUUCAACGGUCCUCUGUACACCCUCAAAGCCCUUAGCAUCGCUACUGCUCUUGUGACGCUAGGUGCCACAGCCUCUAUUUGGGGAGUAAUGAAAACUCUCAAUGCCCGUGAUGCCAACGAGUUUGCGGAACGUAUGCGCCAUGCGGUGCUGACCAAAUUACCCGUCCUCUCAUACCAAAUAUAUCGUCCAGCUGAAACCCACCAGGACGAUGGUAAUGAUUCUGCGCUGACAGAAAACCCUGUUUCUGAACUUGUGAGAUGGAAUUGGCAAGAAGCAGAGGACCGCCUUAGAGAAGCGUUCGACAAGGGAGGGUUUAAUAGUUGGGCAUCAGCUGCUCUAGUAGAGGUGGAGGCAGAAGCAACGGUCGAAAGAGCAAGAAGGGGUUUCACUCAAGCCCAGGACAAGCCGACUAGUUGA